AUGGCAACACUGGAAGCCUCCGCAUUCGGCCAAUAUCAACCCCCAAAACCACCCUCCAUCGAAGGCAAAGCCUUCCGCUUCAAGCCUCGCAUCGACUGGCCCGCUGCUGCACGCAGCGAGCUCGGCUUUUGCGACUCCUCCUUCCUGCACCCCGUCUUCGUGGUGCGCAAGCUAGGCCACGACCGCGCUGAAAUGGUCUCUCUGACCUCGACCCGGGACGAUGCCGUUGAUCCGCGGAACUACCUACAGAUCGCGACGCCGAACAGGAUGAAUAAGCAGACUGGUCCCAAGCUCAACCUCGUCAAUACCCCAGGAUGCGUGACGCAGCUGACGAAGACCAGCUGGGUGCGCUUAGACAAGUGCCGCGAGGUACCACUUGAUAUUUUGUAG
This is a messenger RNA of Pseudogymnoascus destructans, 390 nucleotides long. RefSeq lists its product as uncharacterized. The record is from RefSeq and is a predicted model, not a curated record. The transcript is spliced from 2 exons. Lineage: Eukaryota; Fungi; Ascomycota; Leotiomycetes; Thelebolales; Thelebolaceae. Bases 1 to 390 code for a protein of 129 amino acids.